Messenger RNA from Paracoccidioides brasiliensis Pb18, 426 nucleotides. RefSeq lists its product as uncharacterized. The record is from RefSeq and is a predicted model, not a curated record. The transcript has 2 exons. The coding region runs from base 1 to 426 and encodes 141 amino acids.
AUGGAGUGGAUCUCGAAUGGAAUCAGGAAAAUUGGACACCGUCAACUGCGACCUGCACGGUUCAAGGCGGAAUUGCCCUCAUACCCAGAUAUCGCCGGCAAUUCUGCUUCUCCAGAAACCCACACUGUCACCGUCACUGACACUGCCACUGGAAUAUCUGUUACACCUACCAGCGAGCAGAAACCAACCUGUCUCGUUAGCAUUCAGGAGUCGGAGAGGGUGAUUGCCGCUGAUGUGCUGAGUGAACGUGCGCGGGUGGUACAAGGGUCUGGUGCGCAGGGAGAAGUUGAGGGCAUCUUUGAGACGGGCAUCUUUGAGGCUCCGCGUGUGAGAGUGACGACGUAUGAUGAGAUGGCGAGGAGAGGCGGUGGAUGGCGGGGAAAUGGGCGGUCAGGACGCCCAGGCACUAUUGUGGGACGACGGUGA